This is a messenger RNA of Bufo gargarizans (Asiatic toad), 2929 nucleotides long. It is a transcript of the gene SLC38A9, whose product is annotated as solute carrier family 38 member 9. The coding region runs from base 152 to 1813 and encodes 553 amino acids. NCBI's taxonomy places the organism in Eukaryota, Metazoa, Chordata, Amphibia, Anura, Bufonidae. Gene Ontology annotation, biological process: amino acid transmembrane transport. The transcript is spliced from 15 exons. The record is from RefSeq and is a predicted model, not a curated record. Gene Ontology annotation, molecular function: amino acid transmembrane transporter activity.
GCUGCUUCCUGUUUUGGAGCACAGUGCAGACAGGGAAGUUUCUGAGGUGACAGCGGUGAGGACUCCGUGCGGUUCUGGAGCGGUGGUCCCGGGCUGUGCUGGAGUGAGGGACCCGGACACUGGUUUCCUAUCCACCGGAUAACGGUUCACCAUGGAGGAGGAUGAGGCUCCGCUGAUUUACCCGUCGCUGUUUGAAGAAUGCACAAAGAAUCACUUUAGCGCUGUGGAUGCCAGGUCCCGGAGGCCUUUUCACAUAGAACCGACAUACAUCACCAGCAUCAAUGACGACCCCCCCAGAGUUACUUCUCAUGCUGCAGCUAUGAAUAAACGCAUCCACUACUACAGCAAGCUGGGUCCUCCGUCUGAAUCCUCCCUGAUUGCUCCAGUUCAUGUGAUUCCUGCGCCAGAAGAAAUCUAUGUUUACAGUCCUUUCGGAACCGCUUUAAAAAUUCACGGUGGAGACGGCUCGGAGACGAACUCCAGCAUAGUCACAAUAUUUAUGAUCUGGAACACAAUGAUGGGAACGUCAAUUCUCAGCAUUCCCUGGGGAAUUAAGCAGGCCGGAUUCACAACUGGAGUCGUGGUCAUUUUCCUGAUGGGUCUUUUAACCCUUUACUGCUGCUAUAGGGUGGUGAAGUCCCAAGGGACAAUACCUUCCAUCGACACCUCACACCUGGAGUUUCCUGACGUUUGCCAGUAUUAUUUCGGAUCCUUUGGGCGUUGGUCCAGUCUCCUCUUCUCUCUGGUGUCGCUGGUUGGGGCGAUGAUUGUAUACUGGGUGCUGAUGUCAAACUUCCUUUUUAAUACAGGAAAAUUUAUUUAUAAUUCUGUUCAUCACAUCAAUGUCACAGAAAUCGGGCUGAGCACAAAUGGAAGUGACAGAGUUAUUUGCCCGAGCAGUGGAGACCAUACUCCGCUCAAUGAAACCGUGGACGUGUUCUCUGGAAACGGAACUGGAUUCCAGCAGUUUGAAGAGUGGUGGAGUAAAGGGAAUACCGUUCCUCUGUAUCUCAUAGUCAUUCUCUUGCCGCUCCUUAACUUCCGUUCUCCAUCGUUUUUUGCUAAAUUUAAUGUCUUGGGCACAGUCUCUGUACUCUACUUGGUGUCUCUUGUGACGUAUAAGGCCAUUCGUCUUGGAUUUCAUUUUGACUUCCAUUGGGAUGAAGUACAAGAAUAUUUUGUUCCUGAAUUCAGGUUGUCCUUCCCUCAGCUGACGGGGAUCCUGACUCUUGCGUUCUUCAUACAUAACUGCGUCAUUACCCUCCUAAAGAACAACAGAAAUCCUGAGAAUAACAUGAGAGAUCUCUCAGUCGCUUACCUGCUUGUCGGCUUAACUUACAUGUAUGUUGGGGUGAUGGUAUUUGGCUCCUUCCCGUCUCCCCCUUUGACCAAGGAUUGCAUUGAGCAGAACUUUCUGGAUAAUUUUCCAAGUGACGAUAUCCUAUCAUUUAUUGCAAGAAUAUUCUUACUCUUUCAAAUGAUGACGGUCUACCCGCUGCUGGGAUAUCUGGUCCGAGUGCAGCUUUUGGGACAUGUUUUUGGGAACACUUAUCCGAGCUUCUACCAUGUCCUGGGACUUAACAUUGUUCUUGUCGGCUUCGGAGUCCUCAUGGCCAAACUCUACCCGAAUAUCGGGGGCAUUAUCAGGUUUUCGGGAGCUGCCUGUGGUCUUGCAUUCGUCUUCGUUUACCCCUGUCUGAUCCACAUGAUAGCCUUGUAUCGCAGCCAGCAGCUGAGGUGGUACUCUGUGGUCACACACGUCUGUAUAAUUGUCCUAGGGAUCGCCAACCUCAUUGCACAGUUUCUCAUGUGAAGAACGUUUGGACGUAAACAGCAUGAAGAACAUUGUUCACUGUUCCGGGGGACUCAAGCAGAUAAAACCUGCAGCUUGACUCUCUGUGAACUCCUAGUACAGCACAAGCAUAUACAAAACAAGGAGGUCAGCGUACCGUCGCACAGCGGCAGGACUGACUCUGCAACGUGCUGCAGUUAUCACGCUACUCAAAGAAAGUAGCAGUUUUAUUUAAAAAUAAUUCUGACAGAGUGGGGACCUCUUUAUACAGAGUAUUCCCUGCUAUGACGUGGAAGCUUCCUCUCUAUCGCAGAUAGAGACAACGGUCGAGAUUAGUAGACCUGUGGACAUCACCACAAAAUACUGAUUGCUCAAAGGGAAAGGAUCGAUUUUUUAUUUUAUUUUAUUUUUUGUGAUUUUUAUUUCUUCCAAAGAAAAAUAAGCUGACACUUCCGGUUCUGCAGUCGUCUCAUUAUCAUCACAGCCAAGAUUACAAUGACCAGUAAUACCUCUAUAUGGAAUAGAGGUAUUACAAUAGAUGAUGGUUACAUCUUAUCUACUUCCCCUCCCUGGACAUUGACCAUUAAGUCUCAUAAUAGGUUGGUGUGUCCUUGUCUGUGGAGAUCACUUUACAGCAGUUAUCUCAUUAUCAUCACGAGUAAGAUUACAAUGACUGGUAAUACCUAUAUAUAGGUAACAGCAUCCACCAUUCACAAUAUAUGAUGGUUAUAUCUUCUAUACUUCCCCCUCCCUGCAAAAUGACCAGUGAGCUUCAUAAUAGGUUGCCAUCUGUGUAUGACCACUUCUCAGCAGUGGUCUCAUUAUCAUCACGCAGGGUUGCAGUGGCCUAUAAUAUAGGUAACCCAGAAUAAACCACUGACAAUAGACGACGGACACAGCUGAACUCCCCCUCCCUGCACAAUGACCUCUGCACAGGUCGCAGAGCAUGCCCACAACACUCUCCCAUAGAAGUCAUUGAGUUUUCUGACCGAGGUUUAUUGCGUUUUUGUGACUGUUGUAAAGCAAAUCUUUGGAGGUUAUGUACACAGUUCAGACAAGAUGGCUGCCUCCAUGUACAGAAAACAGAGCAAUAAAAUCAGAUAUAACCGGGAAAUAAAAUAGUUUAGAAAAAGAGAA